Messenger RNA from Sardina pilchardus (European sardine), 363 nucleotides. RefSeq names its product histone H4. The transcript has a single exon. Lineage: Eukaryota; Metazoa; Chordata; Actinopteri; Clupeiformes; Clupeidae. Gene Ontology annotation, molecular function: DNA binding; structural constituent of chromatin; protein heterodimerization activity. Gene Ontology annotation, biological process: nucleosome assembly. The coding region runs from base 22 to 333 and encodes 103 amino acids. The record is from RefSeq and is a predicted model, not a curated record. Gene Ontology annotation, cellular component: nucleosome.
ACUUGAACACUACUCGCAAACAUGUCCGGAAGAGGCAAAGGUGGAAAGGGUCUUGGAAAAGGAGGCGCAAAGCGUCACCGCAAAGUUCUUCGUGAUAACAUCCAGGGAAUCACCAAGCCUGCAAUCAGGCGUCUGGCUCGCCGUGGUGGUGUAAAGCGUAUCUCUGGUCUCAUCUACGAGGAGACCCGUGGUGUGUUGAAGGUUUUCCUGGAGAACGUGAUUCGUGAUGCCGUCACCUACACCGAGCACGCCAAGAGAAAGACCGUGACCGCCAUGGACGUCGUUUACGCCCUGAAACGCCAGGGCCGUACUCUGUACGGUUUCGGCGGUUAAAGAUCAACUUUCUUUCCUCAACUUACACCC